Molecule: messenger RNA, 2715 nt
Organism: Trypanosoma cruzi
Lineage: Eukaryota; Euglenozoa; Kinetoplastea; Trypanosomatida; Trypanosomatidae
Exons: 1
Coding region: 1-2715 (904 amino acids)
Source: RefSeq, a predicted model, not a curated record
AUGAAGUUAAUUAUUUUGGGGGGGCCCGUGGUGGGUAAAGUUAACGUUGACGUCACACCGGAUAAACCAUUCGGGGAGGUCUUUGCAUUGAUUCGGGCGGCGGUUGAUAAAGGCGCGCUUUGGGACAAAUUCCAGCUUAACGUGGCGGAGGUGCGUGAUCGGAAGGUCAGAGCCACCACCCGCGUCAUCCAGUCAACGGAUACGGCAGAAUCCCUCGGUCUUAGUUCAGAUGCUGCCGUCCUAAUCCUGCGGCCACUCGAUCGAAACAUGUCUGGGGGGCCAACGGUGGCGGAUAGAGUCACUGACACCAAUUCCACUCCCCCGAAAUCGACACAAUGUGAUUAUCGCAGUCGCAUGAUAGCCAUUUAUCAAAAGUACGAGCCUUCGAAGGUGGGAACGGUGGAUGCAUCACUGCAGAAGUUUAAAGGAAAAGAGGAGGCAGUCAUUCGGCAACUUGUGAAACAGUACGGGCCGGAGCCACCUGUCAGCGCCAAUACGCCUUCAGGCAAUACCCCCGGGCCACAGUCGGCACUCUCACCUGUUUCACCGCUACCACCAGCAGCGGCACCAGAAGUGGCAGCGGCAUCACCCGUGGUGGAGUCCUCCUCUGAGACUGCAGAGAAAAGUUACCGCAGUCGCAUGAUAGCCAUUUAUCAAAAGUACGAGCCUUCGAAGGUGGGAACGGUGGAUGCGUCAUUGCAGAAAUUUAAAGGAAAAGAGGAGGCAGUCAUUCGGCAGCUUGUGAAAAAGUACGGGCCGGAGCCCGACGCCGCAAAUACAGACUCCCCGCAGUUUCCACCCAACAAUGAUGUCAUCAGCCCCAUUCGUUCCAUCAAGCCUCAGACCUUUCAGGACGCUGAGACACGUGAGGAGACACCGGUGUCACCCCAUAGUAAUCCUCAAAGCGCUGGAGUUAUACACAAUUCUGCAUCGCCAUUGGCGCCCACGAAUAGUAGCAAGACCGUCGGGGAUGUUUUGUUGGAACCCUCGCGGGAAAAUUUGGCUUCCAUUCCAUCCACUGCUUUAAAAGACGCCAACAAAAUGCAGGUGGAAUCCUACGGCCUUCAGUCGUUUAUUUCUCCGACCGAUCACGAGCCGCUUGUUGAGCCUCUUUCGGAGGCUGAUGGUAACUCCACUGUCGUGGAGGGGGAACAAGGCGAGGGAACAACCAAAGCGGACGAGAACAAGGGGCUCCGGAUACCAAAGAAUCUUUCAUUUGGAACACCUGCUGCCAUUAUUGGAAAGGACGUGUUUGACACCACAAAGCCCAUGCUUCGUGAUCUUGCGCGUUCCUUACCUUCGAGGCGGCGUGGCCAAAACGAUAUACUGGAGGGGGGAUGCGUGUCUAUCAUCACAAACAAUCGAUUUCAAGGCGUUGUUAAACGUGCUGUGGAAACGCUGAGUGAGACUGCGGCGAACAUGUUGCGACGAGUUUACUGGAGAAGAUGGCAGUACAAAGUUGCACGAAAGCUUGCAAAUAAUCUUAUAGAGGAAAGGGUCUGGAUGCGGACUCGUGGCGGUGCAAGGCUUGUGGACAGCGUCCCGCACACCUUUGAUGUACCGAGUCUUGAGGAUUAUGUCUAUGAAAAGCGCGUUUGUACAAGAGAAAGAAAUGCUGACUUUUCCGAUGAUCUGCAGAGGGCAUUACGUGAGCUUCUCUACACCGCCAAACACCAUUUGGUGGAGGCAAACGAUCCAGAGGAUACACCAUUUAUUUUUGACAAGGAUCUCUGUCCUGUUCGGGAUACAAAAGAACUUGCAGCGGCUCUUUGCUUAUUAAAGAACAUGAUUAUUGACUUUUCUGAAACAAAGUCGAUAGUUAAUUUGCGAGAGCGUGAGCUUUCGAAGUUAAGAGAUACGAAUGAAGUCUUACGGCGCAGGUUAGGGGAGGCAGAAACUUCACUGUCGCAUCUUACCCAGGUGGGGGAGGAAAUGGCUAUUGUUCAGGCGCAGUGCGACAAGUUGAAGGAAGAACUUGGGCAGGCGGAAGAAGGAUGGAAAAAUGCCAAGUACCAGUUGCAAUUUCUCCAGCGAGAGCUUAAGAAGGAAAGAAAUCAGCCCCCUUCCAACGCAGAACAGUUGCUGCAGCGGAAGGAUAAUGAGGUGGUGUCUUUGCAGCGAGAACUUUCCAAGCUGCGAACAAAGUUACACCGCGAGGUGAAGGAAAAGGAAUCGCUGAGAUCGCAGCUGAAGGAGGUAAAGGCGGAGGCGGUGUGUGCAGCGCAAAAGUUGGAGAAGUGGGUUUCUUCUGGUGCCUUGGCCAGUCGGGGCCGGUCUGCCGGAGCGUUGGCAUCACAACUGAAUCUUCCCAGGGGUUUUUUCUCCUCCGGUUUUUUGCAGACGAUGAAAACGGAAAAAAUACGGGACGAGGAAUACUUGCCGCUGGGUGUGGCGGAAGAUGCCAGAGAGGUGACGUCACUUGUGGGGAGGACGAGUCAGGAUAUCGUGCGGGAGAAUUUGCGGCUUGAAGUGGAGCUCAGACAAAAUGAGGCCGCCCCUGAGGAAAUUGAAUUUGGAAAUUGCCCGCACUGCAGGAGGCGGCUCACAUCAUGUUCCGCCACGCCCACGGGGCCGCCUGGUAAAAAAGCGGCCUUUUGCUUCAGCUGCAGGCGGUCCUACACCUUUGGCGACCUUACGACACGGGGAAAUUUGUCUGCGGUGCCGUUGGUGAAAAGAUGGAAAGAUCCCUCUCCGAGAAGCUUUGUGAAAUAUUGA